AUGUCCUUUGAUACGGAAAGGUUCAUUAGUGAAAUACAGAAUAGACCAUGCAUAUGGAACAUGUCGAGUGAAGAAUACAGCAAAAGAGUAUUUAAGCAGAGCAAUUGGAAUGAAGUCGCUGAUAUUAUAUACGAUGAUUGGCAAAACUUAGAAGAAAACACUAAACAAAAAAGAAUAAAAGACCUACAAAAAAAAUGGAAGGGUUUGCGCGACUAUCACACCAGAGAAAAAAAUAAGGAUUCCUCAGUCAAAAGCGGAAGUGGGGCAACAAAAAAACGCAAGACACCAUACUUGGACAUGUUACACUUUUUAAAUGUUUUCUAG
Molecule: messenger RNA, 324 nt
Organism: Parnassius mnemosyne (clouded apollo)
Lineage: Eukaryota; Metazoa; Arthropoda; Insecta; Lepidoptera; Papilionidae
Source: the annotation of a GenBank genome assembly